CGCACCGCUCCGGCUUCCUUCUCAUUUCAGCAGUCAGGUGUACUUUACGCGCUUCCCUGCGUCUUGUAAACACUAGGUAUAUUAUACAUUUUGCGUGCAUGUGUUUGUCUCAGUAAAGUGCUGUUCAUUUGAAGUCACAGAACAGUGUGUUUGUUCCGUCAUUCGUUUUGUUCAUUGAUUCAUUAAUGUCUUGACUUGUCAUGUGGUAUGUCAUCAUAGUGCAAGGUGUUUUGAAGACAUAUUUGGAUUAAUGCCUGGCAGAUUAAGAUGGAACUGUCUAAAUCUAUCACACACAAGAACGGGAGGCAGAGGAAGCCUAUGGUGUCUAACUCGGAUAUGUGGGCGAGGGAGUCCAAGCUAGAAGUUGAGGAUGAUGAGGAGACUCUUCUUCCAAACUCAGGCAGGGUUGAUGGACAAGCGAAAGUGUCUAAUGGGAUCAAAGGAGAACUAGGCAAUGUGGCCCUGUUAUUGUUCUUGUAUGUUCUUCAGGGCAUUCCUCUAGGCCUGGCCGGGAGCAUCCCUCUCAUCAUGCAGAGUAAGAGCGUCAGCUACAAGGACCAGGCCUAUUUCAGCUUUGUCUUCUGGCCCUUCAGUUUAAAGCUGUUGUGGGCUCCUCUGGUGGACUCGCUGUACCUGCAGCGGUUUGGCAGGAGGAAGUCGUGGCUAGUGCCCACUCAGUACCUGCUGGGGCUUUUUAUGCUGUACCUGUCAUUCACGGUGGACUCCAUGCUUCAGACGGAUGGACAGAGGGGGCCGGAUGUGAUCACUCUGACCGCGGUCUUCUUCAUGCUGGCUUUCCUCGCAGCCACGCAGGAUAUUGCCGUUGACGGCUGGGCUUUGACUAUGCUGUCCAGGGAGAAUGUGGGUUAUGCUUCCACGUGUAACUCUGUGGGUCAGACGGCGGGAUACUUCCUGGGAAAUGUUUUGUUUCUGGCUCUGGAGUCUGCUGAUUUCUGCAACAAGUAUCUGAGGUUUGAGCCACAGGAACAGGGCAUUGUGACACUCUCAGACUUCUUGUUCUUCUGGGGGACUGUGUUCAUGGUGUCCACCACUCUGGUUGCUGUCCUGAAGAAGGAAAACAGCAAACACCUGCACACUAAGAAGAAGCCUAAAGAGGAGACGCAGGGUGUUAUGGAGACUUACAAACUCUUGUUGUCCAUCAUUAAAAUGCCCACUGUCUUUACCUUCUGUGCUCUUCUGCUCACUGCUAAGAUUGGUUUCUCUGCAGCGGACGCCGUGACGGGGCUAAAGCUAAUGGAAGCUGGGGUUCCUAAAGAGCAGCUGGCUCUGCUGGCAGUUCCCAUGGUGCCUCUGCAGAUCCUGCUGCCUCUGGUUAUUAGUAAAUACACAGCUGGUCCACGUCCACUCGAUGUUUUCUACAAGGCCUUCCCAUUCAGGCUGUUGAUUGGUCUAGAGUACGCCCUGCUGGUCUGGUGGACCCCGAGUGUUCGGCAGGAGGAGGGAUUUCCACUGUAUUAUUACGCUGUUGUGCUGCUGAGCUACGCUUUACAUCAGGUGGCACUAUACAGCAUGUAUGUUGCCUGCAUGGCCUUCCAUGCUAAGGUCAGUGACCCUGUGAUAGGUGGCACCUACAUGACCCUUCUGAACACUGUGACUAAUCUAGGAGGGAACUGGCCCUCCACUCUCGCUCUGUGGCUGGUGGACCCUCUGACCUCUAAAGAGUGUCAGGGAGCCUCUGGGCAGACGUGCGGCUCUGUUGAAGAAGCAGAGCUCUGUGUCCGAGAGGGUGGCGCGUGUGUGACGGCAUUGGACGGUUACUACGUGGAGUCUGUGGUGUGUGUUCUGAUUGGUCUCUGCUGGUGGAUCUUCUUCGGAAAGAAAAUUAAGCGGUUACAAGAAGAGAGUCCCUCUUCGUGGCAUUGCAGGGUUACCAAAUAACAAUCUCUAUUGGACUCUUUUGUGUCUUGUUUUUAAGUUACUCCAUGCCUUGGCCUCUCUUUCCCCCUCUGAGUAACUGCUUGUUUUUGUCACACUACAGCAGGCCUGUAGUCAGGCUUUAAACUCUUUAAGGACUAAAAUAGUUGAAUUAUUAAAUUAUUAUCAACAUAUCCGUUCCAUUAUCCCCAAAAACCAGAGCUUUGAUUCAAAAUUGAACAUCUAUACAGCUAGAGAUACACGAUACAUGAGAGUAACAGCAUGACAUUCACUGAUCAGUUGCCUAUUUAAUCAAGCAUUUGUUUUACAAAUACUUGAGGUCCUGUGCCUUGCACAUUUCUGUUUUAGUAUGAUACAGGUUUUUUUCUAAAAAACAAAACUUGAGUGUUCUGAUAUCAUACAUGAAUGAUGAAGCAGUUGCUACAUUCACAUUUCAGCUUGUGUUUUUUUUUCCUCAAAAAGAAUUGAUUCUAAUUGAGCACUGACAUCAACUAUCACGUGAUUGUGAAUGAAACUGGUUGUAGUACUACUGAAAUUGGUUACAGAGAUGAAAAUGUUUAUAUUAAGUUCAUUGUGUUCUCUUAUGUUUAUAAAUCACUGACUUUAGCAAGGCCAGGAAAAAAAAUAUAGAUAGAGACUUUACGUUUUCUCAUCUUAUUUUUAAUUAUUUUUUUUUUUUUUUUCAGUGUAUUUUUAUGGCCAGUGGUUUUAAUGCAGUUUGAAAGUGUGUGACUUAACUUUCUGUUCAUGAAGCCAACUAUUUUUUGUUACUUUUCAAAAUCCAUGGCAACAAAGUUAAUCAUUAGAUUUUCUGUAAAUUAUUUAGGGUACGUUUACACGACAACAAUGUACUAAAAACAGGAGUUUUCCCUUGCGUUUUUCACGUAAGUUACGGACGACAUUAUAAAAACGAUCUUCGUUCACAUGGAUCCGCGAAAACGACCAAAAACGCUGCUUCAUUUCAGUAAACUGAAUUUACGCUUCACUAGGAAUAACUGUCAAUUUUACAAUGUCUUAUUUCAGAAAAGUAACCAUUCUUUAUGGCGAAUUUGGCCGGAAAAAGUGAGCUACGAAAGACCCUUCGAAACGAGAAACAGCACUUAUACGCAUGCGCAAGACGUCACAGUUUCCACAGAUUCGCGGUUUUGUAGUUUACACAAAGACGACAACGUUAUCAUUUAAAAUAAAAACAUGCACUUUGAAACCAGUUUUCAAAUGUUUGGUUUUCAGGCCACCAAAACGCCGCUGUCGUGUAAAUGAAUGGUGAAAACACAUAAAAAGUUUCCCGAUUUUAGUUGAAAACGGUGUCGUGUAAAUGCACCCUUAGAUUUCAGCUGUGGAGCGGAAAUCAGAAUAAAAUCUGUUUUUGUUUGACGUGGAUAAUUAUACAAUCACCAGCACUUUUAUUAUAAGUUGGUUCUCAAUGAACAGGGAAAAAUUAUAAAGAUCGUUCACCCAAAAAUGACAAUUCUGUCAUUAAUUCGCUCAUCUUCGUGUUAUUUCAAACCUGCCAGUCUGACUAGGAUCAUCUUAUGGUGUUCCACGGAAAUAGAAAGCCAAAAGUUUGAAACAACAUGGUCUGAAUGACAAAAUUUUCACUUUUGAGUAAACUAUCCCUUUAAAAUACUGCACUGUACUGCUAUACAUUUGUUUUUGUAACGCUCAUUAAAUAUUCUUUCAUUUUUUUUUUGUCAUAUAAUGGGGAGAGAGGUUUGAGGAGAGGGUAGUUGGACUUGUAAAUACUUGUAACUGUUCCACUUUUUUUUAUCAACAUUCCCAAAGUAUGUAAAAUAAAUAAAUAAAUAAAUACAACUCAAUAAAGGCAUAUCUUAUAUACAAAUAAGUAAAAUGAA
Messenger RNA from Ctenopharyngodon idella (grass carp), 3749 nucleotides. RefSeq names its product solute carrier family 33 member 1 (gene slc33a1). Gene Ontology annotation, cellular component: membrane. The record is from RefSeq and is a predicted model, not a curated record. Lineage: Eukaryota; Metazoa; Chordata; Actinopteri; Cypriniformes; Xenocyprididae. Gene Ontology annotation, molecular function: acetyl-CoA transmembrane transporter activity. The coding region runs from base 268 to 1899 and encodes 543 amino acids. The transcript is spliced from 7 exons.